Molecule: messenger RNA, 741 nt
Organism: Populus nigra (black poplar)
Lineage: Eukaryota; Viridiplantae; Streptophyta; Magnoliopsida; Malpighiales; Salicaceae
Product: wound-induced protein 1-like
Exons: 1
Coding region: 102-587 (161 amino acids)
Source: RefSeq, a predicted model, not a curated record
AGCCACAUACCACGCACCAAAACACUCAAGUUUAGUUCUAAGUUCAUUAAUUACCUGCCUUGCUUCUUAGUUUACUAAAUUCAAAUCCAGGAUACAACACCAUGUCUGCCAAUGCCAUUGAAUCCCCUAUGCCGGAAUCCUUUUUGAAAGUAGAAAUGCAAAACAAGGGCAUUGUUGAUGCACUGUAUAAGGGAUUAUCAAAUGGUCACAUGGGGACAGUGGCCAAACUCAUAGCAAGUGAUCUAGAAUGGUGGUUCCAUGGACCUCCACGAUGCCAACACAUGAUGAGAAUACUCACCGGGGAGUCUAGCCACACCAAGUUCAAGUUCGAGCCAAGAAGCAUUGAGGUCGUCGGUGAUUGUGUGAUUGCGGAGGGCUGGGAAGGUGCACAAGUUUACUGGGUGCAUGUAUGGACGUUGAAAGAUGGUGUGAUCACACAAUUUAGAGAGUACUUCAAUACAUGGCUCACCGUGAAGGAUAUAAGCCCACAUGGUUGGGAAAUUAGGCAUGAGAACCACACCUUGUGGCAGAGCCACCCAAGAGACCUUUUCAGCCGCUCAUUGCCUGGCCUUAUUCUCGGUAUUUAGGGGCUAGUACUUCUGUAACAACUGUGACAUUAUUGCACGAAAGGGAAAUAGACCUACAAGUAAUAAUACAAGAAAACUGAAAAUCACGUGUAGUGUACCUAUUAGCUUAAGCUGAUCAGUUUUUUCGUCUUAAUUAAAAUUCUCUUCUGAAAAA